AGCUGCGCAAACUAAAACCAGAUGCCAUACCUUCAAUAUUCCCGAGCUACCCAGGGUAUAUGCAGGAACCAUCCCGAAAAGAGCGACAGCCUGUGAAAAGGUGUGCUGUGCCAGGGCUGUCACCAGACAAGCCUCAUGCAGAAGCAAAGAAAAAUAGGCCAGACAUACCCUCUCCUUAUAGGUCCCCGUCUGAGAAGAUUGAUGAGCAGGAAGACAAUUGUGUGGCUGGCAGCAGUACCGCACAUCAGGAGGAUGAAAUGCUGACAGAACCCUGCAGUGAACCCUCCUCUCUGCCUUUAAUUUUGCCUGCACCUGAAUCUUCUUUCUGCUUGCCUAAAACAUAUCAGAUGCCCAAACAUGGCAAAACUGUCCAGUGCCAGACAAGUCCAUCAAAGGCAACCAGACCACGUGGAAUGCAGACUAGGCUUUCACUGUCCCGAAUGACCAAUCUCCAGAGGAAAGUGCAAAACCUUACCCGGAAGUGUCAAAGGCUUCAGAAAAAGCAGCAUCACCUACAGGAAGAGCUCUCCACUCUGAGGCAGGAGGCAAAAAAGGCGUCCUUGUUGAUGAAGAGAACAAACGUCGAAAUCCUCCAGGUGUGAACUUAUCUCUU
Messenger RNA from Rhipicephalus microplus (southern cattle tick), 613 nucleotides. RefSeq lists its product as uncharacterized. The record is from RefSeq and is a predicted model, not a curated record. NCBI's taxonomy places the organism in Eukaryota, Metazoa, Arthropoda, Arachnida, Ixodida, Ixodidae.